CAUCCCCGGCAGAGGCGUGGCCCUGAGACCCUGCGCGGUUUCUGGCGGGUUAAGACCCGCAGCGGCUGCGCUUGUCAGCCCUCGCCAACUCCAGCUUCUCCAGGCUCGAAUUCAGCGUCCAAGUUGCAGCCGCCCGAAAGCCCACACCCAGCAGAAGAACGUCUGCUCCUGGACAUAGUUCUCCUGAGGGUGGUGGGGUUGGCUCCGGGCCGCAAAGCCGUCGGGGGUUGAGCCAGCCUGCAGCGAGAGGGCUGAGAGGGCCAGAGAACCCCCCAGGGCGCGGACAGCCGUCGGGGCUUGCGAAUUGGACUCCUAGAUUGCGAGGCCCCUGAUAGGUGAUGACCUAAGCCUUAUCCCCAGCAUCCCUCGGGGCGAUUUCUUCCGUGCACACUUCUGAUUCUGUUUCUCAAGAUCACCCUCUUCCUCCCAGAAAGGCUGACUCAAGCUGCAGGUGCCAGCCCUCAGCUCUGAGUAGCCGUGGUCUCUGCGGAAAGCUGCAUUUGAAAAGAAGGGCUGGGAUCACAAGCUGCUCUCUGUUCCGGUUGCCCCCAUGCUCCUGCCAUGGUUAACAGGACUAGCGGCUGGAAUAGGCUUCCUGCAUUUCUUGCAGAAACUGGUGUUCCCUUAUUUCUGGGAUGACUUCUGGUACCUGCUGAAGGUGGUACGCUAUGGAAUUCGGCUGGAGAUGUACGUACUGAAAGGGGAGCUGUUCACUGUCCUGGAUAAAUUCCUGACUCUUGCCAAGAAGCAGCCCCAGAAACCUUUCAUCAUCUAUGAGGGAGACAUCUACACUUAUCAGGAUGUGGACAAAAGGAGUAGCAGAGUGGCUCACGUGUUCCUGAACCAUUCCACGCUGAAAAGGGGGGACACCGUGGCUCUGCUGAUGAGCAACGAGCCUGACUUUGUCCAUGUGUGGUUCGGCCUGGCCAAGCUGGGCUGCGUGGUGGCCUUCCUCAAUUCCAACAUUGUCUCCAACUCCCUUCUGCAUUGCAUCCGCAGCUGUGAGCCCAGGGCCCUCGUGGUGGGUGCAGAUUUGCUUGGAACUAUAGAAGAAAUCCUGCUGAGAAUCCCAGAAGGUAUCAGUGUUUGGGCAAUGAGUGAUUCUGUUCCACGAGGUGUGAUUUCACUCAAAGAAAAACUGAGGACGGCAUCUGACAAGCCUGUGGCACGCAGCCACCAUGUUGCCUCAAGCCUUAGGUCUACUCACGUUUAUAUCUUUACCUCUGGAACAACAGGGCUACCAAAAGCAGCUGUGAUCACUCAGAUGCAGACUUUAAAGGGCUCUGCUGGCUUGUGGGCUUUUGGUUGUACUGCUAAUGACAUCAUUUAUAUAACCCUUCCCCUGUAUCAUAGUUCAGGAGCUCUUCUGGGAAUUGGUGGAUGUAUUGAGUUAGGAGCUACUUGUGUAUUAAAGAAGAAAUUCUCAGCAAGUCAGUUUUGGAAUGACUGUAGAAAGUACAAUGUGACUGUGUUUCAGUAUAUUGGAGAACUCUGUCACUAUCUUUGCAAACAACCUAAGAGAGAAGGAGAAAAGGAUCAUCAAGUGCGUUUGGCAGUUGGAAACGGCCUACGGAGUGAUGUGUGGAGGGAAUUUUUAGACAGAUUUGGAAAUAUUAAGAUUUGUGAGUUUUAUGGAGCUACUGAAGGAAACAUUUGUUUAAUUAAUCAUAAUGGGAAAAUUGGAUCCGUUGGGAGAACAAAUUUCCUUCACAAACUUUUAUUCACUUUUGACUUGAUAAAGUAUGAUCUUCAGAAAGAUGAACCCAUUAGAAAUGAACAGGGCUGGUGUACUCCUGUGAAAAAAGGAGAACCUGGACUUCUCAUUUCUCGAGUGACUGAGAAUAAUCCCUUUUUUGGUUAUGCUGGGAAUAAGAAGCACACAGAAAAGAAACUGCUUUGUGAUGUUUUUAAGAAGGGAGAUGUUUACUUUAACACAGGAGAUUUAAUGGUCCAAGAUCAGGAGAAUUUCCUUUAUUUUUGGGACCGUAUUGGAGACACUUUCAGGUGGAAAGGAGAAAAUGUUGCAACCACAGAGGUUGCUGAUGUUAUUGGAAUGUUGGAUUUCAUACAGGAAACAAACGUGUAUGGGGUGGUGGUGCCAGAUUAUGAAGGAAAAGCAGGAAUGGCUUCUAUUACUUUAAAACCAAAUAAGUCGUUAGACUUGGAGAAAGUUUAUGAACAAGUUGUAUCUUUUCUACCAGCUUAUGCCUGCCCAAGAUUUUUGAGAAUUCAGGAGAAGAUGGAAACAACAGGGACAUUCAAACUACAGAAGUUUCACUUGGUGGAAGAAGGGUUUAGUCCACUGAAAAUUUCUGACCCACUUUAUUUCAUGGAUAACUUGAAAAAGUCUUAUGUUCCCUUGACCAAAGAACUUUAUGAUCAGAUCAUGUUAGGGGAGGUCAAACUUUAAGAUUUUUUACGUAUUGGAUUUUCAUGUUUUCUUAGGACAGGUGAGAGGAGAGGAGAGUGUGAUUCUUUAACAUUAAAGGAGGAAGGGAAUGGACAUUAAUCAACAUAUGCUGUAUUUUCUUUAAUACGCAACAGCUUUUCUUUUAGUAGGAACUCUAAUUUAUUUUAAUUCAAAACAAACUCUAGUUGAUUAUUUGUUUUACCUAUUUUGGGGUUUAGUGCAUAACUAAUAUUUGCUUUAGUUGUGAAGAUUCUAAAUGAUACAUAAGUGGGUAACAAUUUAGACACUUAGUAAAAUGUACUUUUAAAUAUUUAGUUUCUAGUUUUGAAAAAUGGGUUUAUUUUUACUCCAAUAUUUGAUUUUUAUCUGCCCUGUCCUAAAACUCAAUAAAAUCAUCUUCAUUAAUAUGUGUUUUGAGGUGUUUUUUUUUUUCUGAUGUUUUUAAUUAUAAACUUCCAGUAGAGGAAGCUGACUGGCCAAAAUAUAUGCACUUCUGUCUAUCGCCCUUAUCUUGAAUUCACAUUCAGAUGAUAGGAGAAACAUAGAAGUGUGAGAUAGCAAAACAAGAAAACUGGUAAGCUCGAAACAUUUAGGAACUUUUGAAAGAUACAUAAAUGGGAUCAAAUUCAUUAUAAAAUCCAACAGAGCUCUAGAAACCACUAAUGAUACAGAGAAAGAAUGGACUAGAACAAGAAUGCAGGUAUGAACCCCAAGAUCGGAGGCAGGAAAAGGCUUUGCGUGUGAGCAGACUUGUGAGUUGUUAAGUGAGAACACUAUUGCAAGGACAGGGUAAUAAGCACCCUUGCACUUCUUUCAGUCUGGAAGUGCCAAGCUCCAAGGUUUGCUUCAAGCUAGAACCACAUGAACAGCUCUCAGCAAAGUGAGCUUUCUCCCACAGGGGGGAGUGUGGAGCUGGACUGAGAAGUGGAGCGGAGCUCGGCAGGAAGCUCCUUUGCCCAUAAACCCGGCUCCCUGUGCAACCAGAAGGAAAGUUGGCUUUGCCUCAGGUUGCCUCCCAUGCUAAAACGCUUAUUUUGGUUGGAAAAGAAUUUGCAGAUCUUGUAGUUCCUUUUUGUCAUUGUUGGGAAAACAAAGGUUGUAAGGUUGAAAUAUGUUUUAAAUGUAAAGGUUAACCAUAAGUAACAUAGAAAUAAGAGGCCGAACUUUAGGAUAAGGAAAAAAAAAAAAAGAAAAUAUAAUCAAUUUGGCAAAAAAAAAAAAAUUUUAAAGAGAAAAAAAGUUUUUAAAUGAUAAGUAGAAUGAAUUAAAUAAGUGUAUUCUCCCACUAUCUGAGAAUGGAUAAAUGUUGUUUGUUAAAAAAGUAUUAAGUGAAUGAAUAAAUUAGCAUUUAAUUUU
Neofelis nebulosa (Clouded leopard) is the source of this 3766-nucleotide messenger RNA. RefSeq names its product solute carrier family 27 member 6 (gene SLC27A6). Gene Ontology annotation, molecular function: long-chain fatty acid-CoA ligase activity; long-chain fatty acid transmembrane transporter activity. The transcript is spliced from 10 exons. Bases 551 to 2410 code for a protein of 619 amino acids. Lineage: Eukaryota; Metazoa; Chordata; Mammalia; Carnivora; Felidae. The record is from RefSeq and is a predicted model, not a curated record.